This is a messenger RNA of Plasmodium malariae, 849 nucleotides long. RefSeq names its product fam-l protein. NCBI's taxonomy places the organism in Eukaryota, Apicomplexa, Aconoidasida, Haemosporida, Plasmodiidae. Bases 1 to 849 code for a protein of 282 amino acids. The record is from RefSeq and is a predicted model, not a curated record. The transcript has 2 exons.
AUGAAACAUAAAAAUAAUGUACCCUUUUUUAUUAAAAUUACUACGUUUGUUUAUCUAACAUGGUUUUGUCAUAUUUACAAAGAAAGUGUGCUUAAUCACUUUGUAGAGGGGAACUACAUCCUUUAUAAUAAAUUAAAUAUGAGAAAUUAUCGAGUGUUAGAACAGUGUAAACAGAAUAAACAUUCAAAUAUUAUAGGUUUAGGUAAAGAAAUAUUAAAUAAUGAUGUUAGCAAUCACGAAUGUAUAUCUGAUAAUGAAAAAAAAGUUAAAAGUAAAAACAAUCAAUUAAGUGCAAAUUUAUCAAAGAAAACAAUACAGGAUAAACACUUUUUGAGAAAAAAAACUUGUAUAUUUGAAACUAAAAAAUAUUCUCACUUGGAAAAAAAUAUAUUCAAAGAAAUUGAUUUUAUAGAAUUUCUUAAAAACAACAGAACAAUUAGUAAUAAGACUUACAAAAAAAUGAUACUCAAGAAAUACAGACUACGGCUUGUCCUGCCUUUGUUAAUAUUCAUGUCGCUCUUAAUAUCACUCAUAUUAGAUUAUUCUUGUGACUAUGGAAUUUUAAAUGGGUUGAUUAAUUUAUUGAAUAUCUCUUUAAAAAAAUGGUUUAAACCUUUACAUAAUUUAUUAGAGAGCUACAGUUUAGAUCCGUUGUUAAAGAAGUCUCGUGUUAUUAUAUAUUCUGGAGAAAAUUGUAUAUGGGGAUACACCAGUUACGUACCUAAUUUUUUUGGUCUCAUAAUAUAUAUUCUACCCUUUUUUAUAUUAGGUGUAACCAUUAUAACAGUAAUAAUGUAUUACCAUAAACAAGUUAAAAAAUAUCAAAAAAUUAAGUUCAGGAAAAGAUAA